GAUGCUUAGGUUUAAACAAUGAUUAACAGGAAGCGCUCAUACUCAUCACGUUCCCGUUCCAGGUCAUCAGGAUUCUAUACACCAAGACGAAAAAACCGAUCCAGAUCCAAUGAACGCUCUAAGUUCAGUUCUUCGUUGAAAGAAAGAAAUCGACAGAGGUCACAUUCAAAAAAUCUUGACUACAGUCCUCGACGUUCUUUAAGUCCUGCUGAGCGAAAGUCGAAGUUUUCAAGGCUUAGAAAACCUGAAAUACAAUCAAGUGUUAAUCCAAUCGCGGACUUUCAGACUGAAGGUGUACGAAGCACUACACGUGAUUCACAUUCUCCUAUAUCUUUAACAGAACGUUUCACUCGUCUGACAAAUUCAGGGACGGCUGUAUACAAUAAACGCAGGUAUGGUCGUUUUGGAGAUAACCAUCGUCUUCCACAUCUUAUACUUACCAAUAAUACAAAGCUCCCCCCAGCAACUCUUAUGCGUCAGGCUAAAGAAAUUUCAAUUGUCAUAGAGCGAACAUUUCCUCUUAAUAUGGACUUAUCAACACAUGAAAAACCCGUGACAUUUGAUUUUCGUCAUAGUCACAUUGUAAUCCCACGUCGUCCCAAUGAAGGUUACAAACCUGUUUUUGAUCGUCCUGGAUUAAAGUUUUACAAUACUGAAGCGGAUGAAGUUCAGAUUUACAAACGUUUAUUGGACACGAUUUCCUCCUCAAAUACACGAAGAUCCAAUAAUAUGGACAACAAAAAAGAAAGUGAGUAUCACGACAUAAGUCAUUUUACAGGUCCCGGUCGAUUUUAUGGCAGUCGAGUAGAUGAACGUUUGAUGGAUUCAAAGCGUACUUAUCCGUUGGAUCCUUCAGAAACUCCGAAAGGACAUUCUUAUUAUCUUCAUGAUGAUCGAACAGAUGAUGGGUAUGGUCCGAGGCGCCGAUGGAAUAAUAAAUCCGAUCGUUUAUACUCUUCUAGUUACCAACGUGAUCGUCGAUCUCGCCGCACUUCUCCUUCACCACGAUCAUCUCGUUCUGAAAUUAAACCGAAAAAGUGGCUCCACGACAAAUUUGAAGAGAUGGAAGGGGACAAUAGUUCACAAAAACCGAUCCCAAUGCCUGUUCCUGCUCCCAAACCUAUAUUAUGGUCUACUAUUGGUAAAGAAAUCUUGAAUGGAAAUAAAACUGUUGUAAGUGAUGACCAAAAUUACAGCCCGAAUAGUGCAGCCAAUCAAUCACCGCUAACAGACAACGAAAAUACUACGAAUACACUAGAGACAAAAGUACAAUCAGUUGUGGCCAAUUCAACUGUUCGUAGUAAUGAAAAGGUUUCUACCAAAGAAGAGCAUUUCAACAGUGAAGUUUUCCAUCUAGAUGUUGAUCAUGUAUUUGACGAAGCUAUUGAACGAUGAUCUAUGUCUGAUAUGUACAGUCAGCAUUACAAAUUACGCAUUUUGUUUUGACAAUAAUCACUUCCUGUCUGUUAUAUUGCUUGUAUAUUCAAUUUGUUUAUAUAAGCAACAUAUGUUUGCAUUCUGAAUUUCGUUAUUUUUUUAUACAUAUAUAUAGUUUUCAGAAAAGAUAUUUCAUUUAA
Schistosoma intercalatum is the source of this 1577-nucleotide messenger RNA. The record is from the annotation of a GenBank genome assembly. Lineage: Eukaryota; Metazoa; Platyhelminthes; Trematoda; Strigeidida; Schistosomatidae.